Hyphopichia burtonii NRRL Y-1933 is the source of this 2709-nucleotide messenger RNA. RefSeq names its product mitofusin (gene FZO1). Gene Ontology annotation, cellular component: mitochondrial outer membrane. Gene Ontology annotation, biological process: mitochondrial fusion. The record is from RefSeq and is a predicted model, not a curated record. The coding region runs from base 83 to 2617 and encodes 844 amino acids. The transcript has a single exon. Lineage: Eukaryota; Fungi; Ascomycota; Pichiomycetes; Serinales; Debaryomycetaceae. Gene Ontology annotation, molecular function: GTP binding; GTPase activity.
UGACGCCACUACGCUUGCCGGCGGGAUAGAUGAAGAAGAUUCCCACCAAACUGGUUUAAACCACUCCCAACCUGCUAGUGUCAUGUAUGUCCCGGAAGAAGGUGGUUUUGCUGGCGAUGCUAACACUUUAGUCGACGGCAAAGAGGGUUUCCGCAAUGGGUCAUCUUCUAAAGGUCUUUUGAAUUCAAAGAAUCAAGGUUUAAAAGUUUCUUUACAACAACUCAAUUAUAAUCAAAGUAAGCUUGCUUUGGAUAGAUCCAUCAACCAGACAGUUGAACUAUUGUAUGAGUUGGUGACUGAAAAUAGUGUUCGCCCAAUUUUUUAUCCAGCAUCUGCUGAAGAUAGUAAUAACGUUUUAUUGAAUUCAAGAAAGGCACAUUUAGCUUUAGUUCGUCAAAAUAUUAGUAUUAAUUCAAAGUCUCUUUCUAAGGCUAAGAUCGACCCUGAAGCUUUGAAAGAGGAUGAUGAUGAAGACGUUCCUGAAUUCAAAAUCUUAAAACUCAAUCUUAAAGUGGGUAAUAAUUCUCAAAAUACCGAUAUUGUAUCUUCAUUGGAUAAACAAUCUAUUGCCCGUUUACUUGAGCAACGUUUGAAUCAACAGGUUAAAUACCUACUCAACUUGAAGGAUCGUGUGGAUGAUACUUCCUCAAAAGUUUUUGUAACUGGUGAUUUGAAUGCUGGUAAAUCAACUUUUUGUAAUGCUUUACUUAGAAGAAAAAUUUUACCUGAAGAUCAACAGCCUUGUACUUCAGUUUUCUGUGAAAUAAUUGAUGCUAAAAAGGAAAAUGCUAGUAUAGAAGAAGUUCACGCAAUUCGUAUUGGUCAAGAAUACAAUAUUCGUGAUGAAACUACCUACGAAAUUCAUCCUUUGAAAAAUUUGGAAGAUUUGGUUUAUGAAUGUGAUACUUACUCUCUUUUAAAAGUUUAUGUCCUUGACAAUCGUACUUUCCAAGAAAGCCUUUUGAGAAAUGGGGUUAUUGAUAUCAAAUUAAUCGAUGCUCCAGGCUUGAAUAUGGACCUGUACCAAACCACUCAAGUUUUCUCUCGUCAAGAAGAAAUUGACUUGGUGGUUUUUGUUGUUAAUGCUGAAAAUCAUUUUACUUUGUCUGCCAGAGAAUUCAUUGCUGCAGCUGCUGCUGAGAAAAGAUAUGUGUUCAUUGUUGUUAACAGAUUCGAUAAUAUCAGAGAUAAGAAUAAAUGUAUAAAUAAAAUCAUGGAACAAGUCAAAGAUUUAUCACCGGAUUCCCACAAAGAUGCAAAAGAAUUUGUUCACUUUGUCAGCUCAGCAGAUGUAUUAGAUGGCUCUCCUGGUGGUGGAGAUGGUCCUGAUGAUGGUCCUGAUGAUAACUCCGAUAAUAAUCGUAACCCAAGAGAUCCUAACUUUGAUCAAUUAGAGGCAUCAUUGAGAAAAUUUGUUUUGGAAAAAAGAGCAAUCUCGAAAUUAUUACCUGCAAAAAGCUAUAUUAUAAACCUUUUAAAUGAUUUGAAGGUUUUAUCGACUGUUAAUGAAAAAAUUUAUGCCCAAGAAAAACAAGACAAGCUUGAUGAAUUAAAGGGGAAAGUUGCACCUAAAUAUGAUGAAAUUAUGUAUAAGAGUGCUGCUAUAAGUGAUUCCAUUACUAAAUUGGUUGAAAGAACUUGUAGCGAAGUUUAUGAUCUUGCCAAAAAUGAUAUUUUGACCACACUCAGUAAUUUUGGUGAUCACCAAGUUGUCCGUUAUCAAGGUUUACAAAACUUAUAUGAAUAUGCAAAACAGACCCAAAAAGUAAUGAUUGAUACCAUUUUAUCAUCUGUUCAAAAUAGCGAAUCAUCUGCUAAAACUUUAACAAGUCAGAGAGUUGAUGAAAUAAUAAAAUUCGGACAGAAUACUUUGGGUGAAGAAUUCUUAAACGAUAAAGUCUUUAACUCGGACUUGAUGUUUACCAGAAGACGUGAUACUAUCAAAAAAAAAUUGGAUGACCUGAUUGAUUUUACUGACUUCUUUGAUCCAUCUUUUGAUUCUAUGAUGUUAUGGCUUGGUAUUCCUAAAGAUUAUAUCAGUGGUACAAGACAACAAUUAAAUUAUUAUAACCCAGCAACAUUAUUAACCAGCAUUCCUAAAAAUACUAUGGCAUUAAAAGAACAAAUUCCUACCCAAUUAACAUUGCAUACCUUGUACUCUUCAACAAAACUUUUAACUACUGGUGCAUUGAUUCGUAAAUUAUAUUCAUUAUCUCAUUUACUAAAACCCCAAGUCUUGAAACAAAUAAUCGGUCCAAUUUUAUUGGGAGUUGGUGGUUUCACUGUUUACUAUCUUAUUAAUGAUAUUCCAAAUGCUUUUCCAAGAAAGCAAGCUCGUAAGAUUAAGUCUCAAAUUUAUGAAAUGGACUAUGCUCAUGUUAAUGCCGACAGAAUUUCCAAAGAAUGCAGGCAAGUCUUGAAUUACCCAUCUAGGCAAGUUAUGAAUAAUUUCCAAACUUCCAUUGACAAGCGCAAUGUUGAAAAAGAAAGACUUGAAAAGGAAAUUAAAGAUGCUGAAAUAAGUCAUAAUUAUUUCCUUGGUUUAUUAGAUAAGAUCAAUAAUCAAAGAGAAUUUGUUAAUGAGAUUGAUUUGGAAAAUGUCAAUACUGUUGAUUAGUGUACAACUCCUUUAUCCUGCUUGAUUUUCACCCAAUUAUGUUUACGCUUUUCUACCUAUGUUAUCCACAAACGUUCUUUAUCCUUCUGUAU